Messenger RNA from Galeopterus variegatus (Sunda flying lemur), 4058 nucleotides. RefSeq names its product ring finger protein 41, E3 ubiquitin protein ligase (gene RNF41). NCBI's taxonomy places the organism in Eukaryota, Metazoa, Chordata, Mammalia, Dermoptera, Cynocephalidae. The record is from RefSeq and is a predicted model, not a curated record. Gene Ontology annotation, molecular function: ubiquitin protein ligase activity. Gene Ontology annotation, biological process: positive regulation of JNK cascade; tumor necrosis factor-mediated signaling pathway; regulation of canonical NF-kappaB signal transduction. Gene Ontology annotation, cellular component: plasma membrane signaling receptor complex. The transcript is spliced from 8 exons. Bases 432 to 1385 code for a protein of 317 amino acids.
CCUUCUGCUCCUUCCCUCUCCCCUCCGGGGAAAGACUGGGACCCGGCAUUGGGGCUGUCCUGUGGCUGCUGCGGCCUCAGCUACUGCCGGGCCGGGGUACAGAAAGUCCAGACCGCUUCCAGGGCCCCUGGCCUUCUCGCUUAACACAACAGAAAGCCUUCCUCAAUCCAGGACGCAGGGGGAGUGGGGAGUGUGCCGGAGAAGGAGCAUAAAGCCAAGAGGGAGUGCUCCUGAUUGUGAUAUUACAUCCAUCCCCUUGGUGAUGGAGCUUGUCACUAGGAAGGAAGACUCAGUCGGAGAAUAGCCAACAAGAUGGGUUACUGGGAGCAUCUCCUGAGUGGCACUGAGUGGCGGCAUCAGGGGGUUGGAACCUUGUGAAAAGGGAACCUGCCCCCCAACACUUGGAAGGAUCUGGGUUUCAGUGAUGAGACAUGGGGUAUGAUGUAACCCGUUUCCAGGGGGAUGUUGAUGAAGACCUUAUCUGCCCUAUUUGCAGUGGAGUCUUGGAGGAGCCAGUACAGGCACCUCAUUGUGAGCAUGCUUUCUGCAAUGCCUGCAUCACCCAGUGGUUCUCUCAGCAGCAAACAUGUCCAGUGGACCGUAGCGUCGUGACGGUCGCCCACCUGCGCCCAGUACCUCGGAUCAUGCGGAACAUGUUGUCAAAGCUGCAGAUUGCCUGUGACAACGCUGUGUUUGGCUGCAGUGCCAUUGUCCGGCUUGACAACCUCAUGUCUCACCUCAGCGACUGUGAGCACAACCCGAAGCGGCCUGUGACAUGUGAACAGGGCUGCGGCCUGGAGAUGCCCAAAGAUGAGCUGCCAAACCACAAUUGCAUUAAGCACCUACGCUCAGUGGUACAGCAGCAGCAGACACGCAUCGCAGAGCUGGAGAAGACGUCAGCUGAGCACAAACACCAGCUGGCGGAGCAGAAACGGGACAUCCAGCUGCUAAAGGCAUACAUGCGUGCAAUCCGCAGUGUCAACCCCAACCUUCAGAACCUGGAGGAGACAAUUGAAUACAACGAGAUCCUAGAGUGGGUGAACUCCCUGCAGCCAGCAAGAGUGACCCGCUGGGGAGGGAUGAUCUCGACCCCAGAUGCUGUGCUUCAGGCUGUAAUCAAGCGCUCCCUCGUGGAGAGUGGCUGUCCUGCCUCUAUUGUCAACGAGCUGAUCGAAAAUGCCCAUGAGCGUAGCUGGCCCCAGGGUCUGGCCACACUAGAGACAAGACAGAUGAACCGGCGCUACUAUGAAAACUACGUGGCCAAGCGCAUUCCCGGCAAACAGGCUGUUGUUGUGAUGGCCUGUGAGAACCAGCAUAUGGGUGAUGACAUGGUGCAGGAGCCAGGGCUUGUCAUGAUAUUUGCGCAUGGCGUGGAGGAGAUAUAGGAGAACUUGACGGGCUGUCAGGAAAAGAUGGAAAUCAGGAAAUCCCACCACUGCAGCAGCUGGACCCUAAGUCCUCCCCAUUAUCCUUAGUAUUGUGGCUAAACUUGAGCCAUACAUCUCCCUGCUCUUCUGGCACUGAAGGGCCCUGGCGCACUUUGCUCAACCUUUCAAGGUGGGAAACCCAGAUUCCCUCCUUUUGCCAUGUUUCUUCCCCUAAAGUGUCUGUAAAUUCUCAGUCCAUGUGGGAAAGUCCCCAUCUUUAUCUAUUUUCCUGCCUCAGGUCCCUGGUUCCAGAUAUUUUUAGAAAGCACAAAGAGAUUCAUUUUCCUUAAGAGGAUCAGGGUGGAGUGAGGAAUCUUUAAUUAUCCCCCUCCUCCGAAACCAGGGAAUCAGAGCAGGCAGACCUGUUGACUCUAAGCCACAUUUAGAUGGCAGCUCUGGGGAGCAGACAUCCUGAAGAAAUGGUGAAGGUGCAACCAAAACCCUAGAAAUAAAGUGAGGCCAGCCUUGGGAGAAGAUGGGACCUCUAUGCCAAGCAAUAUCCCUGUUCAGUCCACCUUAAAGGUGCAGGCUAAGGCCUAAAAUUUCCAGAUGAGUUCUUCUUUCCUGCACUUUUUCAUAGUUACGGCAUGACAGGGUUGGGGGUAGGGGUUAGUCUGUUGGAGCUGAUGUGCUCAGCAAGAAGUUGCUCUCUGCUUUUGCUGAAAGAGGGUAGGCACUGCCUCUUGUGGCACAGGCUAUGAUAGUUCCGUAGACCCCUCUCCAGCCCUGUGAUUGUAGUUAGUUAUUUUGGUAAGUUUCUUUGGCCACUGUUUGUUUAUAUUUCACAAUCCCCACCUGCUCUCCAUUUCUUUCUUUUUUUUAUUUUUAAGAAUGGCCUGGUUAUGGCUACUCCACUUUGUAGCUCAGUCACACUGUUGGCAAUUUAAUUUAUUUAUCUCCUUUUUUUUUAAAGAAAGGAUAAAAGAAAAAAAAAUCAAAACUUAAAACUUUUCUUUUGCUGUUCCUAUUGUGGGGAUUCUGGAUAGGGUGGGACAGGGAUGGGGUCUGUUUUAUAUUCUUCCUUUUCAGCAUAAACUUUGGCUUUGAUAUAGGAAGAGCCAAGUGAGUUCUUGGCUGAACUUACGAUGUCUGUCCCAACCCUCUAUAACCUCAUCUGAAAUGAAGAGCUUCCUCUACUCCCAUGAUGGAUGUGACAGUCCAGCAUUGAUUCCUGUGCUCCCUGGAGAAAUUUGCUCCCAGCUCUUCCAGGGUCUCAUCAUAAAACUCUGAAUUUAAAGUAUUAAUUUUGAAGACACCCGCCUCCUCCCCUUCCUUGGAGCUAUACAGCUGGGUUCUAAGCUUCACAAAGCAAAUGGGAUAGAAAUUAUAUCUCUAUGUCUUUAAGUACAGGCUAUGCUCUGCCUCAUCCAUGCCCCCAUUUCAGGUUACCUGGGGCAUUCCUUGAUCCCUAGGAUGACUGGCAGAAUAAGAGAAGGGGAAGGAUAGUAGUCGUGUUUAUUUUAAUAUGCUGGUGGGAGUGGGGUUGGAGAGAGAUUGAAAGGCUCUUCCCCAGUCUGUAACAGCUUCUUCUGUUUUUGGAGUUUUAUUCCAGGCCAGCUUGCUCUAGGUCUGGUUAGUUGAGUCAUGGCUCCACUGAGAUUGGGGUGGAGGUGUACAGCUUGAGGGGAGUAGGAACAGUCAUAUGUUCUAGCUCCAGGAUAUUGUGCUCAGGAAUUUGAAAACGCUGCUAUUGUUAGUCUGGUUAUAUUUUUUCCACUCCCCUUUGCCCCUGCCUGCCUUACCAAGGCCCAUACUCUCCUGUCCUAACCCUCAUAUGGAGCCAGGGAACUUGGUUAAAGCUUCCCUACCCUUUGCACUAGUAUCUCUGCAGGUUGCUGGUUGUGUUGUGUGUGCUGUUCCAUGGUGCACUAAUAAUAAACCUUUUUACUGAACUCUAAAUUAUUAAUUCAGCAUCACUCUCCUUCUUGUGAAGGAAGGUUUCUCCUCUGCUUUGGCUUUUCUCUCACCUUAAUUCCCCUUCUUCCUUGCUUUGUAACCUACCCUUAUCUUAGAACUAACCUGUUUCUGGAGGAUGUCUGUCUGGUAACAGUGUGCCCUCCUACAGCCUUCCCUCCUGUCUCCUGUUCUGUAGCAGCCAAAGCUCACUCUCCAGUGAUCUGAAUUGUGUUCCUUCCAGGGUCUGCCUUUACCCUAAAUAUCAUGUCUUCCCUAGUGCUUCCUGGGAUUUUGGGAUACUUUCUACGGAAGAAAUGCAUGCCCCCUUUCCGCUGUCCCAUAAGCACCUUUGCUUUGGAAUAUAAAAUUCCAUUGCAUACAGGGAAGCCUCCACCCCCUAAUAUGUCCUAACCAAAAAAGUAAAUGUGAGGAAGGGAACCUGAAAUAACUAUACCUGCUGUGGUUGUCAAACCUAGAUAAAGCAUUUGCUUCCACCUUCUCCCUGUCAUGAGAAAAAGGAAAUCUCCCCUCCCCACUAGAACUGUAUUUUAAAUUUGUUGAGCAUUUACCAUAUACCUAAUGUAAACCUGAUAGUACUCCAGAUACUCCAGUGGAUUGACGGGAAAAAGGCAUUUCUGUGCUGAGUCUGCUUUCAUACGCACAAGGUAUGAUUAUAAAAUAAUGAUGAACACGUCACAAUGUACAGCAUAAGCAGCAAUAUAUGUACUCUAGUGA